Guyanagaster necrorhizus is the source of this 843-nucleotide messenger RNA. RefSeq lists its product as uncharacterized. The record is from RefSeq and is a predicted model, not a curated record. Lineage: Eukaryota; Fungi; Basidiomycota; Agaricomycetes; Agaricales; Physalacriaceae. The coding region runs from base 1 to 843 and encodes 280 amino acids. The transcript has 5 exons.
AUGGCCGAUGAUGAUUCAGCACCGGAAAUAGCAACCACUGCGACCAGUGCCGACCCUCAUUUUCUUCUAUUCGUCCUCAUUUUCCGUGCUCGUUCUCGGUGUACCAGCGAGAGUACAUACGCAGGUAAUGCUGACUCAAAAUUUGCGUCAAACCUUGGCAAAUCGCCUCACGGAGGCCACCAUAUGUCUUUCUUCCGGCGUUCUAAUCAGCGAGAAUCCGAAUAUACGACGAAGAUAACGACGAGACUAUUGAUCCAGAACUAUGCCUUCGAACCUUCUGGCGAGCCGAGGAAUGUCUAUGUAAAUUAUCCUUUGGGAGUCCUGGAAUUUACGUUAUACUUUAUCAAGUACGAUAUCGAACUCGAGGCUGCUUCUCGGAUUGGAACAUUCGCUCAAUGUCGACAAGAUGGCGGGCGCGUUCGGCUGAACAGAAUAAUCCCAGUGAAACUGGUUCGAAUCCAGUUGCCGCCCAUGCACCGGCGCACUACCGCACUAUGUGCUCUCAGACUGGGAACUGAGACUUGCGUUUGGACCACAUAUUCAAUCGAUUCGGUACUGGUAUUAUUCAAGUCACGAAACAGCCCGUUGGCGCCUGAACAAGAAUGCCUUAUCAAGACCUUCGACCGAAAUCAGAUGAACCGGGAGGUCCAAUCUGUCCUGUCGAGUCAUGGAGAGGAAUCCAGAGAAGGGGAUGGUCACAUCGAGCGACCGCCAAUGAGAGGCGUUUUCCACACAUGCUUCGAUGGGCAUUUGGACGCACUCAUUCGUACAGGAUUCUUCGCUGAGGACAUGCAUGAAAAUGUCCGGCGCUCUACGACCCGCAUGAGUCACAGGCGCCAAUGA